AUGGCUCCGUUCACUAUCCUACAAUAUGCCUUGGUUUGUAAAGAGAAGGCUUCAUCAAGCUCCCUGGCAUUGGAAAAAGAUCGCUUCUUUGGUGGGGUUCAUACUAACAAGAGGUGUGAGUAUGGAGUGGAGGCGUACAAUCCUCAAUUUUUCAGUAGAAAGUUUGGGCUUGUUCAGGCUAUUCCAGAAUUGAAGUAUAAUUCUAUUGAUGACAAAACAGGAAGAGGCAUAUAUGAUGAGGAAGUUAAAACGUCUUCAAGGAAUGGAGAAACCUUCUUAGGUGGACCGAGUGGCCUUGAGGAUGUUGGUCGAGGCAAUGCUCCAUCUUCUGGUGGCAUUCUUCUGGAAGAUGAGAGAAUAGAAAGAACUUUAGCUUCACCCAUCCCUUCUCGACCUUCUGCUUCGAAUCCGACUCCCAAAGAUAAAGGGAAGGCUCAUCUGAUAAAGGAUGAUGAUGAUGAAGAAGAGGUACCACUUCAGAGAAACCAAAGAGCCUCUGCUCCCCUAACUCCAGAUGUCAAUCCUGAAUCGGCCCUUGAAGAUGGUAGAAUUCUCCUUUCAGGCCUAUUUCGUUCAGUAUUCGGAGGAGAAACUUGUGAAAAAAGAUCAAUGAGGGAUUCACCUUUUAGGGAUGAGAGAAUGCCCAAGAUGGGUGCUGCGCCAGUGACUCGGAGACCAGGGAAAGAAAUAGCUUUGGGACCUUCUACCAGGGACAGAAGGUUCCAGCAGAUUCAUUUGAAGGUGAAGACUAUAAAGCUAGACGAGGGGGAAGAUCUUCCAUCUUUUGAGCCGCAAUCGGGCCUAAACGCAACUGCUGAAGGGCGUGUUGUUGGGAGGAGGCUUCCUGUUUUUCCAGAAUCAAGCGUGCCUAGUGCUUUUGGGCCUAAGUUUGAGAGUGCUGUUAACCUUACAAGUGCAGAAGGCAAGCAGAUUAUUGGAGGUUUGAGAAAGCCUGAUGAAGCACUUGGUGCCGUGGUGGACAAGCUCAGGGCUCUUUGUGCUAGAGAUAUGCCAUAG
Prunus armeniaca (apricot) is the source of this 1017-nucleotide messenger RNA. NCBI's taxonomy places the organism in Eukaryota, Viridiplantae, Streptophyta, Magnoliopsida, Rosales, Rosaceae. The record is from the annotation of a GenBank genome assembly.